Messenger RNA from Saccostrea cuccullata (small rock oyster), 2750 nucleotides. RefSeq lists its product as uncharacterized. Gene Ontology annotation, molecular function: voltage-gated proton channel activity. Gene Ontology annotation, biological process: proton transmembrane transport. The record is from RefSeq and is a predicted model, not a curated record. Bases 312 to 1661 code for a protein of 449 amino acids. Lineage: Eukaryota; Metazoa; Mollusca; Bivalvia; Ostreida; Ostreidae. The transcript has 9 exons. Gene Ontology annotation, cellular component: plasma membrane.
ACAUGUAUUUUCUCUCGGUCUACCUUUCCGCGAGGACGUGCGGAAGCCUCCGCCGACAGGUGUAAGCCGAGUUUUUACCAUUGAACGGACCAGAAGCGUAAGGUCCUACAGAGUGAACACCAUUAACUUUCCACUUAAACCCCGUGGUCACAUAUGUAUAUUGGACUUUUUAACGAAAAGUAGUGUUUUGCUUUUGGUAUUUUCUUGAUUUUUUCUUGGAUUCUUUUACAACAUGUUUAUUGGAGUGAAUACUAUAUCUAGAACUGAACACUAGAAAAGUGAAUGAAAUUUAAACUGACUGUGUACGUGGUAUGAAAGAUAUCAUUUGGCAAAUGAAAUCUACAGAAGGGAAUAACAAUUGCCUCCCCGGUAGGCGAAAACCGGCACAAGGCUCCAGAUUUAAGAAGCGACUUUCUAUUUUGCUGCACACCCAUGUCGCCUUGAUUGGGAUCUGUACGCUCAGCGUCCUAGAUGCAGGAUGUGUCAUCGGUCAAAUCAUCAGCGACAUUCUCAUCAUGAAAGACGAACUUCAGGAAAAGACCCUUAUGGAAAUGCAUGCCAAGGAAACGCUUACAAAACUCUUUCCUGCACGCUUUAACAAGAGUACCUAUGAAAGUGCUAGUCUAGAAGAGAUUUUGGUUAUAAUGAAAGAAUGUUUCGACAAACUGCAAAAGGACAAUCCGCACAUGAAUGGAGAAAAAUUAGCUAAAGCUGUUUCGAAUCAUCCCCAUCCCCAUGAAGGAGGCGGACACCAUGUUCAUGGCAAGAGGAUGCGGCGAGGUGCUGGCGGGAAUCACAAACAUACGUUCCGUGACCAAGAGAAGUUCCUCAGCCAUCAUAUUCUCCAUGAACUGACUCACGCCUUCCAUUUAGGAAGUAUGGUCAUCCUGACAGUGCUGCUGAUAGAGACGAUGUUGAAAAUUUUAGCGAUGGGAAAGAAGUUUUUGAACCACAAGAUUGAGGUUUUCGACGCUAUUGUUAUAACUGUGUCCUGGACUCUUGAUAUUGUUUUCUGGGAGGGGCUAUGGGCACAACCAGAGCAGGAGGCGGCUAAUAUCAUGAUAUUUAUCCUCCCGUGGAGGGUCAUAAGGAUAGUCAACAGUUUUGUAAUGGUUAUACAAGAAAAAGAUCAGGUGCAACUGAAAAUUGUAAAACAACAGUAUCGGGGUUCCGUUAAGAGGGCCAGUGACAUGAAAAUGAAAGUAGAGUUAUAUAGAAUUGAGUUGCGUCAUCUACAGAGUUUGUGCCGUAGACGAGGUGCAACUGAAAAAGAAAUCCAAAGCUGUGCUCCAGAGGGGAAGAGGAGAAGAAGUAGUUUAUUACCGGUGUUAACAAGAUUGGCCUCAGUGGGUCUCCUUGGUUCAGUCAGUAGUAGCGCGGAUCUCACCAAGGAGGCAGCAUCUAACGACACCUCAGACGAGGAGGAUUCUGCUGUCGAGAUCACCAGCCGUCCAAAUAGUAACUAUAGCAAUUACAGCAGUGACUGUCUAAGCCUGGCCAGGACAGUGUCUACCGGAAGCAGCGUGUCUGCCUUCCCGGCCAGCACCAGCAUGGAAAAUCUAGUUCAUGAUAAUCUUGCGUAUGUUGAUGAAAAACCACCAAACUACAAGGAGGUCUCGGAAGAUACGAAAAGCGAAGAUGACUUUCAUACGAAGCUGUGAUUCACAUUUAUAUCUGAGGACCUUUGUUGUAAAACUAGUGUUCAAAUGAAGCAACACUCGCCUCUCGCUCCCGCUGUCUGUGUGUCCUACAUACACGACAAAUGCCACCGUGGGCGACAUGUAAUGUGAUAUAUACCCGUACCCCCUCGUAUGUAGGCAGGGGGAGGAGAUAUUCCAGUAUUGUGCUGUUUUAGUGUACUUUGUGGUCACUUCUAAAAUGCCAUAUGAGAUUAACUGGCAAACUUUACAACAUCCGAUCUAUGCAACAAAGCAAAAUUUUGUGCUUGGAGUAGGUUUAAAUAAAUUGUAGGCUUUUUUAAGAGAAUGGAAUUAACAGUAUUAUUUUUUCACUUUGUUUUCUUUGGUGUGAUUUAAUUUUUAUGCAAUAGAGAGUUUUGAGGUUGCUAUAACAGAUGGAGUUUAAAUUUGAAAAUUUGUAAGGAGGGAUUUUAAAUUUUUUUUUGUUAUUUUUUUUCCUCGGGAUGUUUACGAAAGGACCUGAAUAUGCUAAGAAAAAUUUGUGUUCUUGUAAUCUAAUCGACGUGAAGCUGUGAUAAUCUUAUACUGAACUUGAUUCAGUUUUAUUUUGUUUUUUACCCGUGAUGCACUAUUGAAUUUUGGAGAACAUUAUUUGUCACAUCGUUAAGAGAGAGUGUUCGAAUGGCUUCAUUAUUCUUCAGUGCACUGUAAAUAAAAUAAUCACUGUCUCAUUCUGUUUAUAAUACCAUUAACUUGCAUUUUUUUUAAUCUUUCACUUUAUUAGAGCUCUUUCUUUGUUUUUUUUUUGUUGGAUAUUUUCAAUUCUAAUUAAAAAUUCGUUUUCAAAAAUUAAAUUCCUAAUUUUUUUUUAAUUAAUUCUUCUUAAAUUUUCUAGUUGUUAUUGUUUUCACAGAAAAAAAAAUUGUUAAAUGUUUCAUGUUGUGGUUAAUGUUUCCCGUUUGUUUUUAAAACAGUGCUAUCAUACCGUGUGAGAGAUUACAAAUGCAUUGUAAUGGAGAGUUAUUUCAUCAUUGAUUUCAUUUUUAUAAUUUUUGUGUUGAAAGUAUUUAUAUUCAGACUCUGAAUAAAAGUCAAACUUGAUAAAAAUAA